AUGAGCUAUAAUCAGAUCAGUGCUAAUGUUGCCAUGAAGGUUCUCAUGCAGUAUGACAAAGCUGUCAACAAUGCUCUUGCUACACGAGUCAAGACUAAGCUCAACUUCAAGUCUGGAAAACUCAACACCUAUAGAUUUUGUGACAAUGUCUGGACCUUCAUGCUGAGUGAUGUGGAGUUCCGAGAGGUGCAAGAGCUCGUUCGGGUGAACAAAGUCAAGAUUGUUGCCUGUGAUGGAAAGGGAGUUGGUAGCAGAAUAGAAGAGAAAGACUGA
This is a messenger RNA of Darwinula stevensoni, 273 nucleotides long. The record is from the annotation of a GenBank genome assembly. NCBI's taxonomy places the organism in Eukaryota, Metazoa, Arthropoda, Ostracoda, Podocopida, Darwinulidae.